UGUGUUUCUUCUUUCCAGGUGUGAAUAACAAAAAUAAUCAAGUGACUGCAUAACUAUAUUUGAAAAUAAAAACGCAAGCUUUAAAGGGUGCGUGAGUUUAAAUGACACCCGCAGUGUUACCAAAGUGACUCAGUAUUCUGCAACAUCACCACAGCAGUCUUGCUUCAAGAAACUGUUGCGCCUAUAUCAAGAGAAAGUCUGACUGAAGAGAGAAUAUUUCACGCAAUGUCAAGGUGCGACAAGAUGGGAACGAGCCGGUGACUCCACUUACCGCCACUCCCUCCCGUUUCUCGACGCCGAGAGGGAGGGAGUGGGGUAAUGCAGACCUACUUUCAAAGAAUUUCUUCGAAAAUCUUCCCUUUCAAACCCUGAAAGAGAUCAUCCCAACUGCGUGACGAACGCGUUCUACUACUUGGGAGCAUAAGCGGAUCGAUUCUCUUUUUUCCCCCGUGGACGAUUGAUUGAUUGAUUGUGCGACGAUCAAUCAUGGAGCAAUUUGACCAGUUGCUCACUUGCGCCAUUUGCUUGGAUCGCUACCGAAAUCCCAAACUUUUGCCCUGUCAGCAUUCCUUUUGUGCGGAUCCGUGUCUCGACGGACUCGUGGAUUACGUCAGACGACAGAUUAAGUGCCCGGAAUGCAGAGCCGAGCACCACAUCCCUUACCAGGGAGUCCAGCACUUCCCCACCAAUGUAACCCUCCAGCGAUUUUUGGAGCUCCAUGGAGACAUCACUGGGGAACUGCCAGACCCGACAGCAAACAUGCCUUUGGAAAGAUGUGGUGUGUGUUCAGAGAAGUCGUACUGCUCCCUGUGCAACCACUGUGAUAAGAAAGUGUGCAAUGAGUGCAAAGAAGCCCACUUGGACGUGCUCAAAAGAGAAAUCCAGAGGAUCAACAACCAGAUCAAGAGAGGGGUGAGCAGGCUGCAGGAUGCCAUGACCAGCAUCGAAAAGCAAGCAGGAAGUUUGCAAUCCAACUGCACCAACAUCAUAGAGGAAAUUGAUGACAUUUCCAAAAGGCUGCAAAGGGCCAUUCAAGACAAGACUGACACUCUGAGGAGAGAGGUGGAGAAGUACCUGUCCUCGGAGCAGCAGAACCUGGCCCUGCUCAAGGAGAACCUGGACACCGAGCUGUCCAACAUCAACAGCAACUCGGAGCUGGCCGACAAGCACUUCACCGAGGCGUCCGAGUGGGACGACGUGGAGUUGCUGGACGCCAAACUCAACUACCUCAAGACGGUCGAGUUCAUCCGCAACUUCGACUGCGAGGCCCACGACUACAACCGACGCCUCAAGCUGGUCAUGCAUCAGGACCCGGGUUCCCUGGUGGCCGGCAUCUCGAACCUGGCCGAAGUAGUCUUCCCCACCACCACCAUAACCUCGCUCAACAACUCCUCCUCCGGUUCUGGCGGCGGCGGCGGCGGCUUCACCAGCAGUGGCGGCCUCAGCUCGGCGUCCUCGGCCAACGUGCCAGGGCUGCUGAGGAGCAAGAGCGACCACCGAUUGGCGGCGCAGUUCAAGGAGCAGGAAGAGAUGCUGGCGAAGCAGCUGUUUGGCAGUGACGCGAGCAAGCGCCGCUACGGCGUCGCCGACAACGACCACGACUCGUCGCGGUCAGGCGUCCGAUCCAGGUACAGGUCGAGGUUCACUCGAGCUGCCCUCGGCGUGAACGACGACGACUCCGACUCGGAGAUGAACAACCCCAAGAGUCGGUGCCAGUCUCGGCCGGCGUCGCCGCAGCCGCCCCGGGAACGGGUUCUGGACACCGAGGACACGCCGAGUUACCAGCGAAGGGCAGCGUCGAGACAAGUGUCGGAAGAAGACGAGAUCACCAAGCAGAAGCGGAUGAAUCGACAGUGGCAGGAACAGCAAAACUCCGGCGGCGCCGUUGGCAACACUGCCUCGACGGCGGUGCCCAGCAGCACUCCGAGCACACCGACAACACCGACGACUGCCAGCACAGCACUCUCGUACCACCGAGACACUGUCGACUCUUCGUCCAACUCAAAUGCAGCAGCCAUGACAUCCGCGUCUCCGGCACACAGUCGACAGUCGUCGUCAGCAACCACGGCGUCCACCGACGGCAAUUCCGCCGUUUCCUCGCGCAAGACUUCGUCGUCCACCGACGCCUCUUCCACGACAGCGUCAGUGUCGAGAGCUCAACGAAACUCCAGAAAGGGGGGAAGGAAAAAGAAGCGUCGUCCUCUGGAUACAGGAGGAGGCCAGGUCGAGUGUCCCGUGGCGCGUCCAGAGCCUCAAGCCGCCGCCCGACUCACCGACUCCCUCUUCCAGCUCGACAGGAUUCUCGACGUCGACAGCGACAGUGGCGGCACAGGCCCCGGCACCGCCGCCACUGCGCACCGACGACGCGGCGCCGGUCCAGUCCCGGCUCAGGCGCUCCUCGUCGUCCUCCUCGACCGCUUCGUCGUCCUCCGCCGCCGCGUCUCCUGUCCGCAACACAGGCAAGAAUCGAAAUACAGAGCUGCGUUCUCCACGGAGGAAUUGCGAGGCCGGUUCGGGCGGACGACCAGCAGCGACAACAACAACGGAGCAGCAGCAGAAGCCACGACCGUCAGUUCCGCCAUCGGCAGCAGCAGCAAUAAUAACAACUCGACUUCCUCAGGCUUCCGGAGUCGUUUUUUAGGCCAAGCUUCAACUACUCACGGCCCGGUGGCGGCGGCGGCAUCGGGGGCCGGGCAGCAAACAAGGCGCUCGAGAGAAUCCGCGAGUAGCAGUGAAGAAAGCGACAGUGACAGUGACGAGGACCAGUUCGAGCGGCCACCGCCGUCGACAUCGACGCCUCGGCAGCGAGCCAUCGACAGGACUGACAUCGGGCCGCUGCUGGCGCGCAGUGCCAACGCCCGCUCGACAGCCACGACGUCGUCGUCGACGGAACCGGGUUCCUACUCGCGCUCCAAGACGGCGUCGAAUCUCUACUCAGGCACGAUGAGUAGCAGCAACAACGACUACCACCCGACGUCGACGUCGACGUCAUCGACGACGAGCAGUAGCCGGUACGAUUCGACGGACUCGACGACGUCUUCGUCCCUGGCGAGCAAGUACUACAACCGGUCCCGGCCGAACUUGUACGACUCGCCCGACACUUACACGCCGAGGGCGUCCGUCUACAGCCGCUUUUUAAACCGAAGUAAGAGCUCUGCUGCGAUAAACGACGACAUGGACCAUCAGCAGGGCGGCGACCAAGAGCCACAGCCGCCGCAGCAGCAGCAGUUAUUAUCAGAUCGUCCGCAUGGCGGCUCCCGGGAUGCACCAACGAUGAGGCAAGACUACUACCCUCCUUCUUCUUCUUCUUCUUCUUCCGCCCAUCUACUCGUGUCGUUGUCGCACUGCUGCUCAUUAUCAUCGUUCCCCUUGGUUUUCUCAAAACACGCGUUCAACCCGGGGUCCGCCCGCAACACGAGCUCUUCCUCCGGCCUCGGCGACACCCACACCAAUAGAACAGACGGCGGCGAAAAGAACCGAGAGCCGCCUAAACGCGUCAGUGAUGCCAACAGCGACGACGAUGACGACGACGACAGCGGCGUCGUGACGAGCCAAAAUGACGACAGGGCCACCAUGCUCUACCGCUCCGACGGCGUCGGCGAAAGCACGACCGUGACAUCAUCGAUGACGACCCCGUCGACGUCAGUUACGUCGACGGCAGCGACAUCUUUAUCGACACCCGGUGUCGACGGCGAGACGGAAACAUCGCAUCUCAGCUCCUGGGCUCGAUACUUGAAGAACAAGUACGGCAAUCGGGGCAGCGGGCCAGGCCACUUCACGUGGCCCCGAGGCGUGGCCGUGACUCCGGACAACCACAUCGUCGUCGCCGACUCGUCCAACCACCGAGUGCAGACCUUCUCCGAAUCGGGCCACUUCCUGUCCGAGUUCGGGGCGUAUGGGAACGGAGAGGCCGAGUUUGACUGUCUCGCAGGAGUGGCGGUGAACAGGAUCGGCCAGCUGAUCAUUUCGGAUCGUUACAACCACCGGGUUCAAGUGUUUGACCCGUGCGGCAGAUUCCUGAGGUCAUUCGGGGCCCAGGGGUCUGCCGACGGUCGCUUCAACUAUCCCUGGGGGGUCACCACCGAUGCCCUGGGUUUCAUCUACGUCUGCGACAAAGAAAAUCACCGGAUCCAGAGCGACGGAACAUUUGUCGGGAAAUUCGGAUCCCUGGGUAAGAAUCCGGGUCAACUGGAUUCCCCGCACUACAUCGCAGUCUCGUCCACAAACCGGGUCAUAGUGUCUGAUAGCAACAAUCACAGGAUUCAGGUUUUCGACGUCAACGGAAAAGUGCUCAACACUUUCGGCUCCGAAGGUAGUGAUGAGGCGCAAUUCAAGUUUCCCAGAGGGGUAGCAGUGGACGACCAGGGCUACAUUUUCGUGGGAGACUCGGGCAACAACAGGAUCCAGAUUUUCACCCCCGACGGUGUGUUCCUCCACGAGUUCGGGGCCUGGGGCUCGGGUUCUGGGGAAUUCAAGGCCCUGGAGGGGUUGGCAGUCACCACCAGUGGCAACGUCAUUGUUUGCGACCGGGAAAACCACCGGGUGCAAGUCUUCUAAUCUCCAUUUCCAGAAAUCCACCCCCGGCACCGAGAAUUUUCGCAGAGAUUUCCGAGCAAGAUGACCCCGACUGUGUUUCGUCGUCUUCCACGUCAUCGUCGUCGUCGUCGUCGUCGUCAUCAUCCGCAAUCGACGAUGAAUUGUUUUUCCAGCUCCUGGAAACGAACAAGAAGCACCGAGAAGAGCGCGCGAGGAGGUUUGAAAAUCGACACAAUACCCCGAUCACAGCGUCAACAGCAGGCGGCACCAACACCAACAACUCGUCACUCGUCGUCCCGGAAAAUGUCGUCGUCAAUGACGACAGCAGCAGCAGUAGCAGAACCACCACCAGCGGCAGGCUCCGAGGUUUGCAGUCGAAUCACACGAACGCGUCGAGGUACCGGGCAGCGAUUGCCAGCGGUGACACCAGCAGCAGAGUUUCCAACGGCGGCAGCAGCAGUAAUUAUAGCGGACAUCAGCGCCCGAUGGCGAGUGAGUCGACUCGACUCGCGUCCCGUCGACAGCAGCCAUCAGCAGCACCACCACUCGACAGCAAUCGACGGCGAAAUACUAGGAAUGCUGCUGCUGACGAUGACGACGACGACGACGAUGACAACAACAACUUCCGUGUGACUCUGCCAAGACUCACAAUCCCGGUUUUCUGCCAAGAAAACAGCACUGCUGCUGCUGCUGCUGCUGGUGGUGGUGGUACAGGCAGCAGACGCAAACCUCCGGAUACCACGAUGACGAAUGUUACUACGGCCACCAGCAUUGACUCGAACCGACCUCAAGUCGUCCUCAAUCAUCGUGUGUUGCCGCCACCAUCAGCACCACCUCCAGCAGCUGCUGCAGCAACAACUAGGACGAGACCGACGGAGAAUCGGUUAUUAUUGAGACGCCAAGCAGCGUCCGUCGACGAGACGUCAGGGCCCAGCAGACGUCAUCCGCAGCUGGCCUUAUUGCGACACCAAAACUCCGUCGACGAGACGACCCGCAGACGAGGUCGACCAUUAGCAGCAGCAGCAGGUGACUCGACGUCUUUGUCAUCGUCUCCGUCGAUUGGGUUAUCGAGGACGGACUUUGACCCGAAAAGCCCGACGAGCCCGAUGACCCAGUACGUGCGGAAAGUGCAGGACGCGGAAUUGCGCGACAGUGUUCAGAAAAUCCUCGCCACGUCUUCCCCAGCAUCGAUUCCAGCAAAUCCAGCAGCAACGACAACAACGAUGACGAUUUCCGCUUCUUUGCCAUCGCGUGUUUCGAUGAUGACGACGUCGUCGUCGUCGACGACGAGACCGACGAGACGAUUGGUGUCGGUCGCUUCGACGACGAGUCGACAGAGUCGCGAUGUUGGCCGCAAUUAUUCCGGCCGACCGUCGGCGACAUCUCUGGAGAGACGCGCGAAAAUCGGCUCUGUUUUUGCCAGCCGCCGUUUGUCCUUCUCCUGAUUCCUCUUUUCUCUCAUCUUUCGAGCAUAUUGUUCAUCCGUUGUUUUGAUCCCCCACCAAGAGAGAAAGAAAGAAAGGAAAAGAAGAAACAAAGAGUCGUCGGUUCAACAACCGUUUUCUUUCUUACCCUAAUUGUGUUUAAUUCAGAGUAAUUGGUACAUCGACUUCGAAAGAGGCAGAAGAGAGAAGAAAAAUAGCCACCUUUUACGACUUUCCGCGUGUCUGCGUGUGUGUAUAUAUGUUCAGUCGGCACAAUGAUAAUGGGUCUAUAAGAGAAAGCAACGAGACGACUUGCCAAUAAAGAUGAAAUGAGUUUUUUCCGAA
Notodromas monacha is the source of this 6305-nucleotide messenger RNA. The record is from the annotation of a GenBank genome assembly. NCBI's taxonomy places the organism in Eukaryota, Metazoa, Arthropoda, Ostracoda, Podocopida, Cyprididae.